Ostreobium quekettii is the source of this 1566-nucleotide messenger RNA. Lineage: Eukaryota; Viridiplantae; Chlorophyta; Ulvophyceae; Bryopsidales; Ostreobiaceae. The record is from the annotation of a GenBank genome assembly.
AUGAUGAACGGCGCCCUUGGGGCUAUGGUUGUGGAGAGCGACCCAUACAUGCCCCAUCCGGAGGAGUGCAGUGCUGACAGCACCCUAUCGGUGGUUGUCGUUGGAGCAUCGGGGGAUCUGGCACGGAAGAAGAUUUUCCCUGCUCUCUUUGCCCUGUUCUACGAGGGCAUGUUGGUUGAGAACUUUCAAAUUUUUGGAUAUGCCAGAAGCAAAAUGGACGAUGAAGCUUUCAGGGACACCAUCGUGGAGACCCUCACUUGCCGAAUUGAUGCUGGGGAGGAUUGUGGCAAGAAAAUGGACACCUUUUUAAGCAGAUGCUUCUACCAGCAGGGUCAGUAUGACGAUGCUACAGACUUUCAGCGGCUGGAUGCCAGGUUGUCUGUCAUGGAGGGUAGCCUGUGCUCCAACAGGAUGUUCUAUUUGUCCAUCCCACCCAAGGUGUUCAUCAGCGCCGCUGCAAAUGCUGCGGACCAGUGUGCCAGCAGGACUGGCUGGAAUCGGUGUGUGGUGGAGAAGCCCUUCGGCCAUGACAGUGCCUCAAGCCUUGAGCUGUCACAGGCCUUGGGGAAGCACCUCCAGGAAGAUCAGAUUUACAGGAUCGAUCACUAUCUGGGAAAAGAACUCAUAGAAAACCUGACGGUGCUACGAUUCUCCAACUUAAUAUUCGAGCCGCUGUGGUCUCGGAAGUACAUUCGGAAUGUGCAGGUCAUAUUCUCUGAGGACUAUGGCACAGAGGGGCGGGGCGGAUACUUUGAUGAGUACGGCAUCAUCAGAGACGUGAUCCAAAACCACCUUCUCCAGAUUGUUGCUCUUUUUGCGAUGGAACCACCGGUGAGCCUGGAAGCAGAGGACAUUCGGAACGAAAAAGUGAAAGUGCUUCGCAGCAUGAAGCCUGUGGAGAUGGAGGAUGUGAUUCUAGGGCAGUACACAAAGCGGGUCAGCAAGGCUCACACGUAUCCGGGCUACCUUGAUGAUGACACUGUGCCCCAAAACAGCAUCACUCCCACAUUUGCUGCUGUGGCGAUGUUCAUCAAUAACGCUCGAUGGGAUGGCGUUCCCUUUUUGCUGAAGGCCGGCAAGGCGCUGAACAAAAGGGGUGCUGAAAUCCGCGUCCAAUUUCGUCACGUCCCAGGCCACCUGUACCGCUCCAAGUUUGGUGCAGACCCAGAUGCUGCGACGAACGAACUCGUCAUUCGCAUCCAGCCAGAUGAGGCCAUGUACUUGAAGAUCAACAGCAAGGUGCCUGGGCUGGGGUUGAGGAUCGAAAACAGCCGCCUGGAUCUGCCCUUUCAUGAGGAACGUGACCGUGAACUACCAGAUGCGUAUGAGAGGCUGCUGUUGGACGUUGUAAACGGUGACAAGAGGCUUUUCAUUCGGAGUGAUGAGCUGGAAGCCGCAUGGGAUCUAUUCACGCCAGUCCUGCACAAGAUCGAGGAGCUGCAGGCGCAGCCCGAGUUGUACCCUUACGGCAGCAGGGGCCCUGUGGGCGCCCACUACCUCGGGGCCAAAUACAAUGUCCGAUGGGGGGACCUCUCCUACUCGGGGAAUGGCAGCAGCAAGUCUUGA